This is a messenger RNA of Carica papaya (papaya), 1560 nucleotides long. The record is from RefSeq and is a predicted model, not a curated record. Lineage: Eukaryota; Viridiplantae; Streptophyta; Magnoliopsida; Brassicales; Caricaceae.
UGUUGGAUAGAAGAAACCAAGAAAUUUAACUUGGCUCAACGAAAUAUCCCACUGAGUUCCUAAUAACUUUGAGGCUUAUGUUUCUAUUCAUAUAAGGGGGGAGAGGCAGGCAACUAAAGUGAAGAAAUUAGUUAUGGGGCAGCCAUACUCUUUGCGCCUUGCUUCAUGGGUAAUGCUCUCGCAGUUGACAUUAAUGGUGGUGAUAAUAAGGGCAGGAGCAGAUAGCAAAAAUGGAUCAUCAGGAGGAUUAUUUUGGUCAGCAGCUAAAGAGGAACAAGAUCUGCUCCAAGAGGCUGAACCCAAAGAUGAUUCUACCUCAUCUACAUUAGUUAAUGAUGUUGAUGAAGUUGAUGGUGGCUUCUCUUCCCUUGACGGAAUGUUACAGUGGGCAAUAGGGCAUUCUGAUCCAGCCAAAUUAAAGGAAACAGCUCAAGAUGUCCAGCAUCUGUCUCCCAAUGAGCUUAAGAGGCGUCAAGAGGAAAUAAAGGAACUAAUGGAGAAGCUAAAAAUGCCAUCAGAUGCACAAUUGAUGCAGACAGCUUUAAAUGACUUAAAUAAUUCCUCUCUGUCUUUGGAGGAUCAGCAUCGUGCAUUAGAGGAACUUUUGAUACUAGUGGAGCCAAUAGAUAAUUCAAAUGAUUUGAGCAAAAUGGGGGGCCUCAUUGUUGUUGUAAAGCAACUUGACCAUCCUGAUUCAGAUGUAAGGAGAAUUUCUGCAUGGAUACUAGGGAAAGCAAGUCAAAACAAUCCAUUUAUUCAGAAGGAGGUCCUACAACUUGGGGCUUUGACAAAGCUAAUGAAGAUGGUAAAAGCUAAUUUGGUUGAGGAAGCCAUCAAAGCAUUAUAUGCUGUUUCAGCCUUGAUAAGAAAUAACUUUGCUGCUCAGGAGAUCUUUUAUGCAGCAGCUGGAGAGUUGCUCCUUCAGGAUUUAUUGAGCAAUUCGAGCAUAGAUGUUAGAUUGCGCAGGAAAGCUGUGUUCCUAGUAGGUGAUUUGGCUUUGAGUCUGUCAGAGAAUAAGAAAAAAGCCGAGCCACCCAUUUUCAGUAAUCACUUCCUCUUGAAGUCUGUAGUUGAUCUGACAAUGUCUGUUGACCUUGAUCUUCAGGAGAAGGCCCUUGUUGCAAUUAAGAAUCUCCUGCAACUAAAAGUUGUUGAGGAUCUGGUUUUAAAGGACUCUUGUGGUUUGCAAAGUGCCUUGGAAAAAAUGAAGCAGCAGCUACAUCAUUUAAUGAUGGAGGAAGAUCACAGAGAUUAUGCAAUUGAUGUGGAAAAUCUGCGCAAAGAAGUGGAGUCGCUAUUCCAUGAAAAAAGGGGAGUGGUAACUGGGGUUCCCUGCCAUACAUGAUUUCAUGAAUGUGCUCGUUCAUGAACAUGCAGCAAACACCUGCUUUUCGUUCUUAUAUUUGGUCUGCAUUCUAUCAAGGUUGUAUUCUUCAGUAAGUUCGAUACGGGCCAAAAUCUUAACAAGUUUUCCUAUAUGUUGCCCUUUUUCUCUGAUAUAGGUAGGGGAAUUAGGGUGACCUGAUAGAUACUGCUAUAUACGAAAAGAGAAUUUUUUAA